Molecule: messenger RNA, 1450 nt
Organism: Amorphotheca resinae ATCC 22711
Lineage: Eukaryota; Fungi; Ascomycota; Leotiomycetes; Helotiales; Amorphothecaceae
Exons: 1
Coding region: 173-1330 (385 amino acids)
Biological process (GO): protein dephosphorylation
Molecular function (GO): protein tyrosine phosphatase activity
Source: RefSeq, a predicted model, not a curated record
GAAAGUGGUGAAGUCUUUCCUUUCUAGGCGACUCAACAAGCUUUGCUUUGCACUUUCCCUUUGCACGAGCUGUCAAGGCUCAUUCAUGACCCACCCUUAAGUCCAGAGGGAAGAAACACAUCUCCUCCCAAGCACGAGGCUGUCUGACAAAACCACCACCACCACCGCCAUGAUGGCGACAAGUAAACGGGCUCACUCCCGCGCCACCAGCCCUCUCUCGGCGUCGGAGCCCGUCCCCAAAUUCCUGAGUCUGCCCCUCGGCGUGCUCAACCAGAAAUUCAAAAGCAUCAACGCGCACGAGGCGUCCCUGCGCGCCGACCCGGCAGCCAUCUUCUCGCACCCCAUGGCGGUGGCGCGGAACCGCUAUCCGGACGUGCACCCGUGGUCUCACAACCGGGUGCACUUGCACGCGCUCCCCUUCCCCUAUAUCAACGCCUCGCCGAUCGACCUGGGCCGGCCGAGGGAGAAUUUCAUCGCUACCCAGGGCCCCCUGGAGAGGGAUAUGGGCCUGGGCCAUUUUUGGGAGAUGGUGUGGCAGGAGGCGUGCGAGGUCAUCGUCAUGCUGACGCGGGUGGUGGAGGAGGGGAAGGAGAAGUGCGGCGUCUAUUAUCCCGAGACGGUGGGGGAGGUCAAGGAGUUGGAGGGUUGGGGUAGUGUGGAGUGCGCGAGUCUGCGCGAGGAGUUCCGGACGGAGAUUAGGGAGUUGAAGGUGGUGAAGAGGAGUCAGGAGGAGGGAGAAGAGAGGGUAGAGGAGAGGGUAGUGCGCCAUUUCCUCUUCUUGGGUUGGCCAGAUUACGAAAUUCCCGUGACUCGAGAGGACCAGGAUGCCUUGCUGGAGUUGAUCAGGAUGUCGAGAUUUCAGAUCGAUGAAGUGAGCAACGAAGAUGGAGAGAAAGUAACCCCACCACGGAUCGUGCACUGCAGUGCUGGGGUUGGGAGAACAGGGACAUUCAUUGCGUUGGAUUAUCUGUUGCAAGAGCUUGACGAUGGAAGAUUUGACGAUAUGGUAAACGGGGAAGACGAUGAGACGGAUUCAGAAAAGCAGAAUGUGGAUCCUGUCUUUGAAACGGUAAAGAAGUUAAGAGAGCAGAGGAUGUACAUGGUUUAUAAGCCUGGACAGUAUGCAUUCAUCUAUCAGAUGCUGAGGCAGAGAUGGGAAGCGAGAAAAAAGGGUGUUCAGACUCCAUCAAUAGGGGGAGAAGGUUUGGAAAACGUCCAGGUAUCCCCGACGAAGAAGAGGAAACUGGUUCAGAACGGAUCAGGUAAUGAACUGGAUGUGGAUACGAAAGAUGAUGAUGAAUUGGACGUGGACACGAAAGAAGACUCAUGAAACGAAGAUCAUCUUUAUCAGUACUGUCUCAUUCGCACAGUAGCAUGUACAGCGAUGGGGUCCCUAUUGUAUGUCUUCUAUGUGUUGAAUAGCGUUAUUCAAGUCAAUCUCUAUUAGGAC